UCCAGUCAGGCAGAAGGGGCUGUAGAGUGGUAUGGCAUAGGGGCUUUAGACAAGCCAACAGCAGUCAGGAAAUCAUGAAAUCAGCAGAGCAGAGGGACAAUGACAUGGAGAUUAGAGAUAAGUUAACCCCUUUCUCUGCGUAGCUGGCCUCUAUGCUCACUCACUGUGACUUCCUGCUUUUUACAAAGGCACACACACGCUAUGGCACAAUCUCAAAAACAAUUUGUUGCACUACACAAAUUCUACUACUCUCACCCUUUCCCUCUUAAACACACUAUGCCCUGGGCAGCAGUUGUAUAAUUCUGGCUAUCUCAGGAUCAGUAACUUAAUCAGCAGCUUCAAGGCUGCGCCCACUCUCUUCAACAGGUAAACAGAGCUGCCGUCAAGUAUGCGACAGGACUUGCGUUGACACUCCUGACUAAACGACCAACUCGCAUCGCAAUUUGGAUUAUAUCAUCUGAUGGCUGGGAAUAAACAUCCAAUGGAAUAAGCAUAUCGUGAAGCAACAAAUACGCUUUUACCUGCAGACUUUGAUGUGCUUGGACUCUGACCUAACCUGGUUCAUCACUCAUCCAAAGAUUUUCAACUACAUCUGUGUAAAUCCACAGUGAAAGAGAUGUUGGCACAGCUAUGGACGAGUGAAGAAAAGAUAAAAGCUCAAAUGGACUGAAAAUCAAAAGAUGUCAAUGAUUUACCAUUUAAGUGUGAAAUACUGAACAAAGGAAUACAUACAAAAGGCUUCAAGGACAUCUGAGAUCAGCUUAAUCAGAUAUAUAAAAACAUUCAAACCCUCAUUAAAGACUGUCAAGAUGCCACUUAAAGCAUCCUUACACAGAAAACCAACCUCCAGCCGUUGGUCAAGCAGAAUAUCAAAGCGCAGAGAGGUGCUCUCGGUCAACAUGAUCAGUCUACCAUUGGCUGAUUUCCGUCAUAUUUCACAUAUUGGAAAUGACGUCAACAGAGACAGUUUUGGAGACCUAUCUUUUUUAAAAAUGAGCCACAAUCUUCUUUUACAAAGCUCCCUAAGUGAGCAAAACCUUUUCUUGGCCUGCUCUCCGCCACCAAAGCCCCCACGUCUGAAUAUGGAAGCAGAGGGAUCCGAGAGCCUGGACUGGUCUGUGGGCCGCCAAGAAAAUACAGGUCAGAAGAGGAAAAAAUGCAGCUCUAUGCCACUGCUGGACAGCGAGGGAGGAGAGGAAGGCGAUGAAGGAAAUUUAGAGAUGGGAGAACGGUACCAAAAAGAAACGAACAUUGGGACUAAUCAGUCCUGCAGCGCUGGAUGGGACAACCUAAGUAGGGACAGGGAUGGAAAUUCCACAGUAACCAGUGACAACCUGGAAGUGCAACAGAAAGAGGAAGACAAUAGCUUUUCCUUUAGCCUCGACCUGGGUCCUUCCAUCUUGGAUGAUGUUCUACAAGUGAUGGACAAAAUACUAUAAUAAAUAAGUUUUGAUGCAGUACAAGGACAAAAUAUUACACGGGACUGAUCAAACUCCAGCCAUGCAUUUUAAUCAGCAUUAUCUUUUCAUUGAGUUAUACAUUUUAUAAAUCAGAGUUUGCAACUUAAAGGAAAAGCAAGUGAAUGAACAAGAAAUACUGAUAAAUUAGCAGACAAUUGCACAACAACAACAAGGCGCACCAUAGAUGUGUUAAUCUUAUGGAAUUUUGCUUCAAAUUUUCCUACAUGAGUUAGUGAUUGAAUGUUCAACUUUGAAUAAUACAUUUUCACCUUUCCUUUUUUUCAUUGCUAUUGGUAUACCCCCAAACCACAUUGUACAAUACUUGACGGCUGUUAUGGCUUAAGUAGUGCAGUAUUUAAGAAACGAAAAGCUGUGACUGGAAUCCAAGGUCCUCGAGCUGGGAUGGCUUGGCUCUUAGCGUGCUUGCCAAUUUGUUGUGUGUAAAGGGCAAUUUCUUCUCCGCACACAUCUCAGAGGCCCCUCUUAAAAGGUACACCAAGGUGCCCUGUAUCUCUCACUUCCAACAAUGUAGUGAAAACAAACACUAAACUCUGUUUCCAAUAAAAUCCAUCCAUACCCAGUGGUGGCAGGAUUUGCUACAAACCAAGACCUCAAAAGAGGAAAAAUAUCACUAGCUGUUUUCUUAGCUGCAAACAUAGUCCAAUGUAAUAGUGAAUGGCACACAAGAGGGAAAGUGGUAAAUAGUAAAGUGAUACUUCUAUAUGUGCAGGGGGUGUCGAGGGAAGACAACCAGAGACACUAGUUACAACUGCAGAUGAUGAGGAUUUAAACACAACCUUUUGACCAAAAAAACCUCCAUCAGGUGAAAAAUAUAUGACUAUAUGUCAUAUUCUAAAGACACUUUUGCCCACAUAUAAAAGGGAAGAGCACAUAUACAAAUGUGGACACAAAUGGAAUGAAGAAGAGACUAUAAAGCCUCAGUCAGUUUCUUAGACGUUUUCAAGGAAGGCUGGGGGGUAAAGCCACAAUGAUCACAUAGCAAAGUGCCACACAGAUAUGUACAAACCACCAAGUGUACCGCUGCUAGGAAAUUGGCUUAGAACUCUAUGCAUGUCCAACUGAAACAGCAAUGUUGUGGGAGAGUCUGCACUAUAUUGGUUUUGGAUCAUUCACUAUUUUAAACUACAUGUCAUUGUUCCUGAUUGCUAUUAUUCUAAAUCAGAAAACACAUGAAAAAAAUGUACUGUUUUGCAUUUUUGGAGAAGUAAACAAAUGCAUAAUUCAAAAUCCAAGGCUUAUGGUUUUGUGGUGGAACUACCGUUGUCAACACUUACAUCAGUGGUCUUUGGUGGCUAUGACUUAUCCAAGAUUUUGAAAAGGAAGCCAAGUAAAGAGAUAAGUCUUUAGCACUUUUCCCAUUGCCUGUAAAAGUGGUCUUUUUUCAGCAUUUCUCAAUGCAGCUGUUCUGUACAAACGGCACUGACACCAGAUUUGGGGACAAAGUCGACCUGACAAUUUUAUUUACUAGGAUGUGAGAUGCCAUUUCUCUAUGAAGGCCUGGUUUGCCACCAGACUUUAACGCCAAUGCCCUGUUAUGUUAAAAGCAGUCAUCUAUCCAACAAGAAUGGCACUGAAAUAAAAAAUCAUAUCUUGUUA
Molecule: messenger RNA, 3077 nt
Organism: Nerophis ophidion (straightnose pipefish)
Lineage: Eukaryota; Metazoa; Chordata; Actinopteri; Syngnathiformes; Syngnathidae
Product: cdc42 effector protein 3
Exons: 2
Coding region: 810-1439 (209 amino acids)
Source: RefSeq, a predicted model, not a curated record